AUGGGGGAUGAGGAGAAACAACACAGGGCUAUCACGGCCCGGAGGCAGCACCUGAAGAGCGUCAUGCUCCAGAUUGCGGCCACAGAGCUGGAGAAGGAGGAGAGCCGCCGUGAGGCAGAGAAGCAGGCGUACCUGAAUGAUCACUGCCCUCCCCUGUACCUCCCCGGCUCCAUGGCUGAAGUGCAGGAGCUCUGUAAGCAGCUUCACGCCAAGGUGGACGCCGCCGAGGAGGACAAGUACGACAUGGAGAUGAAGGUGCAGAAGAGCAGCAAGGAGCUGGAGGACAUGAACCAGAAGCUGUUCGACCUGAGGGGCAAGUUCAAGCGGCCGCCACUGCGGCGGGUCCGCAUGUCGGCCGACGCCAUGCUCAAGGCGCUGCUGGGCGCCAAGCACAAGGUGUGCAUGGACCUGAGGGCCAACCUGAAGCAGGUGAAGAAGGAGGACACAGAAAAGGAGCGGGACCUGCGUGACGUGGGUGACUGGCGGAAGAACAUUGAGGAGAAGUCGGGCAUGGAGGGCCGGAAGAAGAUGUUCGAGUCCGAGUCCUAGGCCGGCCGCCUGGCAGGGGCCACCCACAGAGCCUGGUCUGGCUGGGCCCCUCUCACUGGUCAAUAAAGGCUGCUCGUCCCCAGGACGGGUCUCGUCUGGUCUGGCACUGCCCUGAGUCACUGUCCCCAGGCCGCUGGCCACCUCCUGCAGUGUGCACUUAUCUACUGCCCACCUGGUGGGUUGGGCUGUCACCUCCUGGGUGCUACUUUCUGUGACGGUGUGAUCAGGGCUGCAGGAGAGUUGCAGGCCUGGGAUGUUGCAGGAAGGCCUGUAUGGCUGAUGGAGCCCACCCUGCUGCUGGCUGGCUCCAGGGAUGAGUCCUGGGCACUCAUGACACGUGUAGGGCCUGGGAGAGAGGCACCGGCCCUGUUCAGGGCUCCCGGGACACGCUGUGUCCGACUCCAGCCUCGAGGACGGUCAGUCCAGGAGGAG
Messenger RNA from Trichechus manatus latirostris (Florida manatee), 981 nucleotides. It is a transcript of the gene TNNI2, whose product is annotated as troponin I2, fast skeletal type. The transcript has 7 exons. The record is from RefSeq and is a predicted model, not a curated record. Lineage: Eukaryota; Metazoa; Chordata; Mammalia; Sirenia; Trichechidae. Bases 1 to 549 code for a protein of 182 amino acids. Gene Ontology annotation, cellular component: troponin complex. Gene Ontology annotation, biological process: skeletal muscle contraction; cardiac muscle contraction.